CUUAAUUGCGGUUCCCAAGUACAUUUUGUCCAAAUAAACCAGGAAUUAUCGAUUAUUUUUACGCAAUAAAUAUAUUGUACAUUCAACAAUGCACUUAAAAUAACCAUUUAUUGAAAAACAAGUUUAGAAUCAUAUAACUCGAAACUCAAGGGAAGUUAAUCAAAUAUCUCAUACGUUUUUAUUUUCCGUUUGGGAAGGCCUAACUGAUCCAUUAUUAAGAUCCGUAUGGUGGUGCAUUUGCUACGGUGCUUUCUAAACUGCCAUAGGAAAUGUUUCCCAUAAAACCAACAACAAACACAUGGCAGUUAUUAAAGUUCGUUCACAAUAGCGAUCAGCUGUUCCGGAAAUCGUCAAAAUUUGUAUUAGUUCAUAUAUAUAAAGAAACAAAUCAAAAAUAUGUUUAUUUUUAAGAAUACGAGGAGAAUUAAAACGCUCGGCAAAUUUGACCACAAAGCAUUGUUAUCAUCAUCAUCAUCAGCAUCGUCAUCAGAUGCGCCGGCUGCUGCAACACUGAAUAGGAGUUUCUUGCAAACUUUACGUUCAGAAACAUUUGGUCAACCUACUUAUGUGACACAUCCACAUCUUAUAAAUGAGGGUGAGCUUGUUAUUGGACAAAAUGUGGAAACAUUUCGAGAGCGACGUUUGCGCCUUAUGAGUGGCAUACAAAAGUACGCAGAAGACCAUAAAGUUGACCAACAAACGAAAAAAUCAAAUUUGGUGAUUGUGCCGUCCGCUUCCAAAAAAUACAUGAGUGAUAAGAUUCCCUACGUUUUUCGUCAAAAUUCUGACUUCUAUUACUUGAGUGGUUGUCUGGAGCCCGACUCUGUGCUCGUUAUGUCCAUAAACGAGAAAGCAGACAUCAAAUCCAUAUUAUUUAUGCGGCCAAAAGAUAAGCACGCUGAGAUGUAUGGCGCACGUACUGGUGUUGAGAAUGCGCCCGUUUUCGGUGUUGACGAAGCAUACACAGUGCAACAAUUUCCAGAAAUUCUCAAAAAACACAUUACAAGCGAAAAACCACACGUGUGGUAUGAUAUGGCCGCAUCAGAUCAACAGAGCCUAACCAACGAUGUUCAAAAUGUGGCUGGCGCUACAUCCGCUCCAAACUCACCCGCUACAUUUAUACAAAGCAUGCGACUUUUUAAAUCGAUUUGUGAACAAGAGCUCAUGCGUAAAACGUGCCAAAUCGCUUCAAGAGCAAUAAAUGAAGUAAUCAGCGAAUCGCGACCAGGCAUCUCAGAGCAUCAUCUAUUUGCUGCAGUCGAUUACAAGUGCCGCAUGAAGAAUGCCAGCUACUUGGCCUAUCCGCCCGUGGUGGCCGGCGGCAAUAACGCGACUACAAUACAUUACAUAAACAAUACGCAGCUGACCAAAAGUGGUGAAAUGCUGCUUAUGGAUGCUGGUUGCGAAUAUGGCGGUUACACAAGUGACAUCACACGCACAUGGCCCACAGAUGGUACAUUCACACCCGCGCAAAAAGUCUUGUACGACGUGUUACUGCAAUUGCAGAAGGAAUUGAUAUGUACCUUAUUGAAGCCCGGUGGCGAAACAUUGGACGAACUAUUCGAUACGAUGUGCAUAAAGUUGGGCAAGUACUUGCAAGAAGUCGGUAUCGCGCCCAAAGAUAUAGCUGAUGAUAACGGUUAUGCACGUGCCGGUUACAAGUUCUGCCCACAUCAUGUAUCCCACUAUCUCGGCAUGGACGUGCAUGACACACCCUUAAUGCCGCGUUCAUUGCGUCUUUUGCCGGGUAUGGUGUGCACGGUGGCACCGGGAAUUUAUAUAGCACAAGACCGAAAGGAUGUGCCAAAAGAGUUUCGCGGCAUCGGCAUACGCAUUGAGGACGAUGUGCUCAUCACCAGCGACAAUAACGUGGAAGUGCUCACGGCGGAAUGCGUAAAAGAGCGCGAAGAAGUUGAAAAUAUAUUUCUAGCGAAGCGAUAAAAAAAAAACACUCACUCAUUUUCAGUUAAACAAAAAACACUCACUCAUUUAUAAUACAAAAAAAAAACAAUACAUUGUGGUUGUAAUGUAAAGACUUUGCGACAAAGCCAGCUUAAUUUAUUCUGUUCUAGUGUUAACAAUCUUAAAAUAAAAGGGUAUUAUCAGCAAACUAGAUAAAACGUUUAAA
This is a messenger RNA of Bactrocera neohumeralis, 2128 nucleotides long. RefSeq names its product xaa-Pro aminopeptidase 3-like. The record is from RefSeq and is a predicted model, not a curated record. Gene Ontology annotation, cellular component: mitochondrion. Lineage: Eukaryota; Metazoa; Arthropoda; Insecta; Diptera; Tephritidae. Gene Ontology annotation, molecular function: manganese ion binding; metalloaminopeptidase activity.